ACGGAGCCGACCGGACUACUGAGAAAUGAGUUGAUUUGUUGGGAAAAAAAUAUUAUGUUACGCUGUUUACACAUUUGUGCCUUCUUUUUUUACCGUUGUUAUUAUUUAACCUGAUAAGUUUAAGAUACUGCCGAGGAUUCUACUGUUUGUUUAGAGUCGCAGCGGCGCUAGCUGUGGUUGGUGGCGGUUGUGUGCUCUGUCCUGUGGGGACUAACUUCAGCAGACAGCUAGCUGGCGUUAAAUGUCAACGCUUCGGGCUAACGUUGCUAUCUUGGCAAGAGGUUUUUGUUAAACUAGCUAAACAAGCUCCUGCUGAACUUGCAGACGUCUGCCUGUUAAUUUAGCUCCUGUAAAUGGCGUCGACCAAUGAUCCUUUUCAGUUUCAAGAAUUCGAAGAGGCUGAAAAGCUGUUGGAAAGCAACAAAGAUGCAACCACCAUCAGCAUUGAUGAAGAGGACUUAACCCGGAACCAAAGAAGACCUGCAGGGCUUGCCCCAGAGGAGGAAGAGGACCCACUGGCUUAUGACGACAAGGCAGAACUUCUCUCCGGAAAAAAGAAAAGUGCCCCUUUCUGGACAUUUGAGUACUACCAAACAUUCUUUGAUGUUGAGACCCAUCAGAUAAAGGAUAGAAUCGUUGGAUCAGUGCUGCCAUGGCGUGGGAAGAACUUUAUUCAUCUCUACAUUCGCAAAAACCCCGAUCUCUACGGACCAUUCUGGAUUUGUGCCACUCUUGUGUUUGCCAUUGCAAUCAGCGGAAACAUAUCCAACUUUCUGGUGCACUUGGGCGGACCGAAGUUUAGAUACGUGCCAGAGUUUAGAAAAGUGACUAUGGCUGCAACAGCAAUUUACAGCUAUGCGUGGUUGGUGCCUCUUGCCCUCUGGGGUCUUUUGCUGUGGCGAAACAACAAAGUCAUGAGCUUGGUCUCCUACUCUUUUAUGGAGAUUGUUUGUGUCUAUGGAUACUCCCUUUCCAUUUACAUACCUGCAGUGGUCCUUUGGAUCAUCCCAUAUGAGCAAGUGAGGUGGUGUUCCAUCGUGGUGGCGCUGUGUCUCUCUGGAUCAGUUCUGGUGUUAACCUUCUGGCCGGCUGUCAAGGAUGACCACCCCAGGGUUUCCAUAGCAAUCAUCGCAGCAAUCGUGGCUCUCAACGUCUUGUUGGCCGUGGGUUGUCAGGCCUAUUUCUUCAGCAAGCCAGAACCAGAUCUUCAGGUUGUGAGUUCAUCUGCACCAGGGGAGAUGAAGGCAAUACCUUCCACAUAGACUUACUGAACCCCUUCAGCUGUCAGAAGGAAAAAAAAAUCAUGGCCACUUACGCUUGCGAGAGCUUUAAACGCAAGGCCAACUUCCAACAGCCUGGCGUGGCACCUACUUUCAAUGUCGCAGCAGAAAAUCCAGUCCAGGACUUCCCCUACAUGAUUUCUCCUUCCCAAAGCAUUUUCAUUCUUUCUUUUUUUUAAACCGCAACUUCUCCUGUUGCCUUAUUAGAGAGAAUCAGGUUGCUGUAGUGAUGAAGUCACGGGUCGUCUGGAUUUCACCCGCGCCUGGCCGUUCUGCCGCGAGCCAUUAAGAGCCCGCGUGCACACUCUGCCAAACUGCGUGAGCUCUGAAAAUGAAUGCUGGCAGCAAGUUAUUUCUAAUGGGAUGGGUUUCUAAGCAUCAAUCUAGCAAGUUUAGCAGCAAAAUUCUACGGCUGUUUAUGGUCUGAGGAAGAGGUUGUUGUUGUUCUCUUGCAAGCUGUAAACACCUUGCAAGUGCUCUGAAAUUAAUGCCCUUCUCUGCAUUUCCAAAGAGCAUCGUACUUUGUUUAACCGUCUUCGAAAGGCUGUUUGAUUUUGUUAUAACACACCGUGCCUAAAUAAACUCAGUGGUAAUGUAUAUAAAACACUGUAUUGUGAUUUCCAAGGUUUUUUAUUAAACUUUUAAAUACUUUAGCCAUUAAUAAAAUGUACUUUUAC
Molecule: messenger RNA, 1957 nt
Organism: Lampris incognitus (smalleye Pacific opah)
Lineage: Eukaryota; Metazoa; Chordata; Actinopteri; Lampriformes; Lampridae
Gene: yipf1
Product: Yip1 domain family, member 1
Exons: 10
Coding region: 354-1262 (302 amino acids)
Biological process (GO): vesicle-mediated transport
Cellular component (GO): membrane; Golgi apparatus
Molecular function (GO): small GTPase binding
Source: RefSeq, a predicted model, not a curated record